AAGUAUAUUGGUUCCAAGGCAGAAGAGUGGUAAGGGCUAGGCAAUGGGGUUAAGUGACUUACCCAGGGUCACAUAGCUAGGAAAUGGCUAAGGACAGAUUUUAAUCUAGGACCUCCCAUCUCUGAGCCUGGCUCUCAAAACACUGAGCCACCAAGCUGCCCACACAGACACUUUUUUGCUUGUAUAUAUAUAAUUAUCUAUCUGGACUGGACCCAUGAUUUCUAUGCCAUAAGUAAGUCUAGGUUAGGAGCAUAUAUUCAACUUACACUGAAUUGCCAACACACUGGGAAAAGUGGCUUACCCAAAGUCACACAGCCAAUAUGUCUCUCAAGAGGGACUUGAUUCCAGGUUUUUUGACUCCUUGUUCAGCGCUCUACUACCCCUACUAUUUCUCAUAAAAACUAUGAAGACCAUUCCCCUAUACUUAUCAAGAACUAGGUUUGGCCAAUUUCCCAGAACUCCAGGGUCCAGGAGCAAGGUCUGACCAGGUUUCCUGUCAGUGACUCAGUGAGAUAGCUAUAGGAAGGAAGACAAAAAUUUGACUCUACUAAUUGAGCUUCCUACACUUAUGAUUCUUCUGCCUAUCUAGUGGCCCCCAUCAUUGUCAAGGCAGUUACCCUUCCCUUCAUAUUUUAGGAAUGCUUCCCAUUUUCAGUCUUUGUGGUCCAUUUUAAUCUGUUACUUGGGUCAAAAUAUUGGGGGGGGAGAGGUCAAACACAUAGGAUGGUCUUUUCCCCCUAUCACUCAGCUCCCCAACCUUCUGAUGAUGUUCCUGAUCCCAUCCUUGCCUGCCAUUCUAGCUGCACUGAGAAUAAAGAAGAAAAUACAGUAUUAUGAUGGGAAAGUCAUCAAGGUGGAGUAGAGAGAACACUAUAUUUGGAAAGAGAGAAGAACAUAGACUCAGAUCCUUGUGUUGUCAUUUAUUACCUGUCACCUUCCUAUGCCUUAAUUUCUCCAAUUGUAAAAUGAAGAAGUUAGAAUAAAUCCCCUACAGGAUUUCCUUCAGUUCUUAAAUCUAUGACACAAAUCCACCUGAAAGGAUGCCAUCUGGACAGGUGACACUGUCAUUUCUGGAUGUUUCAAACCAAGUUUGGCCAUCGUCCAGUGGGUGGUGCAAGAGAGUUUACUCUGUACUGAUUAGGUACUGGUGCCGAAGGCUGACCAGGGUUAUCUCAGCCUGGGCUCUGGGAGGCAGCAAGGGCCAAAGGAGCCUGCAGCCGCCAGUGCUACAGCCCCCUUUCUUAUGUUUCUUUUUGGUUCAUCCCCAUCCCGAUUCACAGCAGAAGUACAGACCCGGUAACUGCCGGUGCCUCCAGCUCUGAGUUGUAAAGAGGAAUGCCACAAACCUGAUGCUGGAGAAGAAAAGGGAAGGAAGGAGCUUCAACUUUGCUUUCAGUUUUCUCUGUUGAAGAAAUGUUUGCCUCUAACCUUUGCAAACAUACCAGUUUGUCCAGAGAAAGGUCUCUGCCACAGGAAGAGGAGUUCUUUUUUUAAUGAAGGGGCUUGAAUUUCCACACUCUCAGAUUUUGCAUCUUAAGUUCUAGAUUUUCAUGGGUGCAUUUGUUCAGAAGAAGUUCAUUCUGUCAUAGAGAAAAUGCCAAGCUAAGAAUAAUUGCCUUGACAAUACCGGGACCCAUUUGGACAGCAGCCUAUCCCAAGGAGGAAAUUCUGGUUGAAAUGGCAUCAUGUUGGCCUUUUCCCAGAUGGAGUCCAGGGAGAGGGAAGUAAUGCAAAAGUUUGGAACUCUUGGGGGAUGGGAGGGAGGGAGAAGGCAAAGGAGAUGGGAUGGGACAGGGAAAAGAUGUUUCCAAGACAACUGCCUGGAGAAGAAAAGACAAAACUUGGAAGGGAAAAAAAGCCAUCAGGAAAACACCCUAGUGGAAAAGAUGGUCCAGGACUUGGCACCAUGUCAAGAACUAAGUAAGGUUUAAGGUGGAGAAGUCAAAUGGCUAGUUCUUCAGCAUUUCUUUGCCUCUUAUACCAGAAGUGGGAGGAGACACCUUAGCCAAUAUUUAUAUGCAGAGUGGGGUGUGGGGUGUAUAAAAACUGUUAGAUGACUCCCUCCUCAACCAUAUCUCCCACUUCUUAAUGCUCUCCCCUUUCAAAGAGCCUGGCUCAAGGCUUUAUCAGCCCCUGCCUUCUGCUGAGGAGAAGCCAGAGAGUUGCCUGUGGCUUUAAAGGACAUUGCACUGCACCUGCCGCAUCAGCGCCGAGAAUAUCCAAAUUAAAGACUAUUUGAAAGGAAGGAUGAAUGGGCGUCCUUUGAACGGCACUGGUGACACCCCACCUAAUACUCUUUGGACAAAUAAUUUUGGAAACAAAACUUUUGAGGCAGAAGCCCAAGGCACACAUCUAAGCUUACUUCUUAUGGAUGGGCUGGAGGAACAGGUGCCACAGCAAGUAAUUACCAUGGAGGAUAAUCCUACUGUCAUUAAGCUGGACAUUCGUGAAGGGACCAGUCAAUCAUGGAGAGGGAGAAGGUUCAUCCCCAGAGCCAUUGGCUAUGUCACCGGAGACAUGAGAGAAUAUGCAGACUGGCUCAAAGACAAACCGGUCAUACUUCAGUUCCUCGACUGGAUUCUUCGAGGUAUAUCCCAAGUGGUGUUUAUUAAUAACCCCAUCAGUGGGAUCAUCAUCAUAAUUGGGCUGCUGAUCCAGAGUCCCUGGUGGACCCUCACAGGCUGCCUGGGAACUACAGUUUCCACACUGACAGCCCUACUGCUCAGUCAAGACAGGUCAGCAAUAGCAGCUGGGCUUCAUGGCUAUAAUGCCACCCUGGUGGGAAUACUCAUGGCUGUUUUCUGCAACAAGGGAGACUAUUACUGGUGGCUUUUAUUCCCUGUGGCUGUUAUGUCCAUGACAUGUCCAAUUUUUUCAAGUGCUUUGGGCUCAGUUCUCUGUAAAUGGGACCUCCCUGUGUUCACCCUGCCUUUCAACAUGGCAUUAACAAUGUACUUGGCAGCCACUGGACAUUACAACCCUUUCUUUCCCACCAAAUUAUUUGUGCCUGUAACAUCAGUUCCCAAUAUUACUUGGUCUCACAUCAAUGUCCCUGAGUUACUCAAAGCCAUCCCAGUAGGAAUCGGUCAGAUCUAUGGCUGCGAUAACCCUUGGACUGGGGGUCUUUUCCUGGUUGCCAUUCUCCUCUCCUCCCCACUCAUGUGUCUGCAUGCAGCAAUUGGAUCAACACUGGGGAUAAUCGCAGGGCUGACCCUUUCAGCUCCAUUCGAAAAUAUCUACUUCGGAUUAUGGGGUUUCAACAGCUCUCUGGCCUGCAUUGCGAUAGGAGGGAUGUUCAUGGCUCUUACUUGGCAAACUCAUCUCCUAUCACUUACCUGUGUUUGGGUUGCCAUCAUGUACCUGGCCCUUCUGCUUAGCCACGCUCAUCUUCCUCUUAGUGACAACAAAAAAUCACUCAAUCUAUAAGCUGCCACUCAACAAAGUGACUUACUGUGAGGAGAACCGUACCUUCUACCUGUCAUCAAAGAAAAAGUUGGCGGAAAGGCCAAGUCAAAGCCAACUUGUCUGAUGUCAAACCCAGACAGCACCAGUGAUUUCCAGAAUCUGUGAACUGAUAUCUUCUACUGUAGUAGAAUCUUCCAAACUAACCAUACAGCAAUUUACUUCUCUCCAUUUUUGAUAUAAAAAGUGCAUCCUUUUCACUUGCUUGUUACUUUCUGUUAGAGGCCAAAAAGAUGCCUAUGAUUUAGACUUGUCUAAAAUGACAGGCAACAUGCCCCAGCAACUCUCUACAUCUCUCUGGGCCUCAGUUUCCUCAUCUGUAAAACCAGAAGGUUGGAAUGAUGACCUCUAGGUUCCCUUUCAGCUUAAAAUCCAAUAGGCCUAUACUCUGACAGGGAGCAAGGGGCUAUGGAUUUGUAAAUACUUGAUCUGAAGGAGAGUUAGAGAGUGAAAGAGUGCCUAUGGGUCAGAGGCUUUAAAAGCCCCCCCCCCCAACAGAGAAGGGAGUAUAGAGCCUCGUUGUGCUAUUGCUCUUUCCUUUGUGUAAUAGGAUGAUUGUAAUGAACAGAUGCAUAAAGAUAUGAACAGUAUUAAAGCUUUUGUACUUUGCCUAACUAGUCCUUAGUCAAUAGAGCCCAAAUCUGAAAUAGAAAGGAAUGUGCUUACGGCAUCAUGUGGAGUCUUCAAGUCCUUAUGAAAAGGGAGGCCAGCCUUUGGGCCCUUGUUGCUUUAGGUCCUCCCAGGUCCAGGGCUCCUUUGGUCUUGGGUUGGGUUGUUCUGCCCCUCAGGCUGGCCACAAAGCAGGAGGAAGAAGGGAUAUGAUUCAUACGUGGCCUGCAUUGCCACUCUUGUCGAAGACUGACAACGAUUUCCAAAAUGGUCUCCUGAGAACAGUUAUUUUGAAGAGAAUAAAAUGAAUGAGCCUCUCUUCCCAGCUUAGUCAUCUCAUUUCACUGAUAGAAAAGUUACACAUGGAUGGAAUUAGCCUUUGAAAUACUUGGCAGACCCAAUUUAAUUUAAAUUGAUAGGAAUUGUUUUGAGUACUCCACGAGUACGAGUAAAAGGGAACUGGUUGUCAAUUCUUUAGCAUUUUACAUUCACAUUUUUUUCAGAUUUGAUUUUUUUUUACCCAUUUCCAAAGCCUGGGGCUUCCCCCCACCUUGAUUAACAAUUGCUUAUUGGUAUUACUUGUUGAAUUAAUAGCCUAUUAAAUUGAUGCUGUAACUUUUGUAUUAAAAGCCUUAUCUCAUUAAUUUAUAUUGAAUGAUAACUAUUGUGCUUUCAGAAACCAAAGGAGUUUAAAUUACCAAACAAACAUAGAUGAUGAGUUCUAUGACACUCAAGUCUGUACACUAGAAUAUUCUAGUCAUGGGUCCCCAAAAUUGUUAUCAAGCAUGCUUCCUUUCCCUCUUUCAAUCUGCAUGACUGGUUGACUGCUUUCUGCCAAUUCUAAGCCAGCCAGUGACCAUUUAAGUGAGUUAACUGAGGGCAUCUUAGAUAUCUCAGUGGAUUCAGAGCCAGGCCUAGAGACAGGAGUUCCUGGGUUCAAAUCUAUCCUCAGACACUCCCUACCUAUGUGACCCUGGGCAAGUCACUUAACCCCUAUUACCUAGCCCUUACCACUUUUCUGCCUUGGCAUCAAUAUGCAGUAUUGUUUCUAAGAGACAAGGGAAGGUUUUAUUUUUUUCUAAAUAAUAAUUAAAAUAAAUAAAUAGGUUAAUUAUAUUUUGGCUAACUGGUAUGAUACUGAUUGACAUGUCAACUAGGAACACUGAAAACAAUGGUUGUAUCCUUUCCCUUCAAGAUUCUUCCACUUUUUCAAUACAAGAGGGAGCUCUAGGGAUCAGUUGGAAGACACAAAGUGUGUGCUGUUUUGCCAAAGGGAAAAAAAAACAACCCACCAACAACAACAACCAAGAAACUAGAAUAGAAGACAGCAGAUUGUUGAUUAGUCUAGUUCUCAUCAAUUUAUAAAGAAUUUCAAGGGGGGAAGUUUAUGGUGGUCCAGCUGAAGAUAGCAUCUUUAAUUGGCUCAAUGGACAGUUUGGGUACAGCCUGGAAGAUACUGAAGGAAAUGUGGUGGUGCCUUUGCGCCUUGUUGGUCAUUAUAACUCAGUUCAUGCAUGCCACCGGAAAAUGUGCUCAAAAUGGAAUGACAUUUUUACUAAAAUGUUAAUCUGUCCUUUUGGAAGUUUUAGAUAAUAUUAUUUUUAACUUAGAGUUUCCAACUCAAGGUCUAUAUUUAAACUCACUGAAGGGAUGGCCUGGCAACAAAGAAGUAAUCAGUCAACAAGCAUUAUUAACUACUAUGUGCAGGGCAACAGACUAGGAGCUAGGGAUAAAAAGCAGUCCCUGUUCUCUAGAGCCAGUCUUUAGUUCAAGAAGAAGAUCAGAGCUAUUUUUCCCCUUAGGAAAAUACACCAUUUUUUCUCAUUUGAAGGCCCUUGCAACCAAGACUUUUUGAUUCCUUUAGUUUACAACCGCUAUUCAGUUCAGCAAGCAUUUAUGAUGUGCCUUACUGUUUCUAGAUGCUGGAAAUACAAAAACAAAAAUAAAUCAAAGUCCCUGCCCUCCAGUUGGUCUUUCAAAAUGUGCAUAUGUUUCUAUGGACAAAAUAAAUUUUUUUAGUGUUUGACUUGGCGUUUGCUUUGUCAGGGAAUUUGUGAAAUGAGAACUUUAGAAAUCAUGGAGAAUACCAAAUGCCCAACAAAGAAAAUAAGCUCUGCACAGGUUCUAAAAUCUAUGGUCCAAUUAUGAAUGAACUAGCAACAAUGGAGAUGACCCAUGCUCAGAGACCCAUGACUCAUGCUCAGAGCGGGUCAAAGAUGGGUGAAUAGAGCAACUUCUCAUGAAGUGAUUUCCUACAAUCGUAAAUAAAUGGAUUUGAAAGCACUAUAAAUAGGACAAGUUCAAAUGGUGUUCACUUUCUUGUUUCCUACUAUAUAAGUAUUAUUCUAACAAUGUGUAUAUAUUUUUAUCUUUGUUUAGUUGAAGAGCACUUACAUGUGUAUUUUUCCUAUCAUUUGUAUCAUGUUUCUAUGUAAGCGGACAUAAAUAAAUGUAUAUAAAGUCA
Messenger RNA from Monodelphis domestica (gray short-tailed opossum), 6535 nucleotides. The record is from RefSeq and is a predicted model, not a curated record. NCBI's taxonomy places the organism in Eukaryota, Metazoa, Chordata, Mammalia, Didelphimorphia, Didelphidae.